AUGUCGGCGCAGAUCACGUUGCCUAACCGGGAGCCAGUUGCACACGUGCAAGGCCUGCGGGAACGUGUACAUGUAUUACAGCUCGUUAACCAGGCACAUCAGGGAAGAAUGCGGCCAGGCGCCGAAGCAUCAGUGCCCGUAUUGUCCGAAGAGGACCAAGUUGCGUUGCAACUUACUGAAACACAUGCGAAAAAAGCACGGUUGAAGAGGAUACAACCGCCGCUGACCACACGAUUUUUCGCAGAUUUCCGGCUGCAUCAUUUGGCAAGGACGACCGGGAAGCCGCGGCGAAUGUACCCGUGCGUCAAGUGCCACAAGAUCUACUCGAACGCGUCCUCCUUGUACCGCCACUUGAAGCUCGAAUGCGGCAUGCUGCCGCAGUUCCACUGUCCGUACUGCCGAUUCAGCUCGAAGAGGAAGUUCAAUCUGGACUCCCACGUCGCCCACAAGCACCGCAAGCUGCUACAAUGUUACAUAAACAAAUAG
Molecule: messenger RNA, 486 nt
Organism: Nomia melanderi (Alkali bee)
Lineage: Eukaryota; Metazoa; Arthropoda; Insecta; Hymenoptera; Halictidae
Source: RefSeq, a predicted model, not a curated record